Molecule: messenger RNA, 2394 nt
Organism: Cornus florida
Lineage: Eukaryota; Viridiplantae; Streptophyta; Magnoliopsida; Cornales; Cornaceae
Product: DEAD-box ATP-dependent RNA helicase 35
Exons: 4
Coding region: 450-2216 (588 amino acids)
Biological process (GO): mRNA splicing, via spliceosome
Cellular component (GO): spliceosomal complex
Molecular function (GO): RNA helicase activity; ATP binding; zinc ion binding
Source: RefSeq, a predicted model, not a curated record
CAAAACCCAUAUCGGCAUAUCAUCUCAGAUUGUUCCAAAAAUCAAAACCCAUAUCUUUCAGUUUCCGUCGCCCACUGUUCCAGUUCGGGUUCGCCUCAGCCGCUGUCUCUCAACUCUCAAGGUUAAAUUUGGCAUCAGAAAUAAUUCAUCAACCCUAGCCUUCCCUUUCCUUCCAUUUCCUCCCAUUUUUUGGAGGAUAAGAAAAUUACUGUUCAAAGCUUGUGAUAUCCUUCCGAAACCUUCCCUUUCCUUUCCUUCCAACCAUUUAUGCCAAACACAAAUUUUUAAUCACCCAUCACCUUUCCUUUCCUUUCCUCCCUUUUCCAUUGCACCAAACUGACCAGAAGGCUCGAAGUCGAAGGAUAAAGAUUUGGGUUUAGGGUUUGGGAGAUUAGCUUCAGUUUCAUCCGGAGCAGCGCCGAAAAUAUUACAAAUAACUCAUCCAAUUUAUGAAAAUGGAGGACGAUGAUUAUGUCGAAUACAUCCCGGUGAACAAGCGUAGGGCUAUUGAAGCGCAAAAAGUUCUCCAGCGCAAGGGGAAAUCAUCAGCAUUUGAAGAUGAUACUGAGAAAUUAAAAUUAGCUGAAGCCAAACCCAGUUUGCUUAUCAAGGCAUCUCAGCUUAAGCGGGACCAACCAGAGAUUAGUCCCACUGAACAAAUAGUGCAACAAGAAAAGGAGAUGAUUGAACAUUUGUCGGAUCGUAAGACUUUGAUGUCUGUUCGUGAACUUGCAAAAGGUAUAACUUACACGGAGCCAUUGUUAACAGGAUGGAAACCACCAUUACUAAUUAGAAGGAUGUCCAAGAAAGCCUGUGAUGUCCUUCGGAAGCAGUGGCAUAUUAUCGUGGAUGGUGAAGAUAUACCCCCACCGAUCAAGAAUUUCAAGGAUAUGCGAUUUCCAGAGCCAAUUUUGAAGAUGCUGAAAGCUAAGGGAAUUGUACAACCAACACCCAUUCAAGUGCAGGGACUUCCUGUUAUUUUAUCGGGAAGGGAUAUGAUUGGCAUUGCAUUCACAGGUUCUGGCAAGACAUUGGUUUUUGUGUUGCCACUUAUCAUGGUGGCACUGCAAGAAGAAUUGAUGAUGCCUAUUGUUCCCGGGGAAGGGCCAUUUGGGUUGAUAAUUUGCCCAUCGAGAGAGCUUGCUAGGCAGACCUAUGACGUUGUGGAGGAGUUUCUGGCUCCCUUGAGGGAGCAUGGUUAUCCAGAAUUGAGACCAUUGCUUUGCAUUGGGGGGGUUGAUAUGAGGUCGCAGUUGGAGGUCGUGAAGAAGGGUGUUCAUAUCGUUGUUGCUACCCCUGGGAGGUUGAAGGAUAUGCUUGCAAAAAAGAAGAUGAGUCUUGAUAAUUGCAGGUAUUUGACAUUAGAUGAGGCAGACAGGUUGGUAGAUCUGGGCUUUGAAGAUGACAUAAGAGAAGUCUUUGAUCACUUCAAAGCUCAGAGACAAACUCUUCUAUUUUCUGCUACCAUGCCUACAAAGAUUCAGAAUUUUGCUAGAAGUGCGUUGGUUAAGCCUGUGACUGUCAACGUGGGAAGGGCUGGAGCUGCAAAUCUCGAUGUGAUUCAAGAAGUUGAGUAUGUGAAGCAGGAGGCAAAGAUUGUUUAUCUUCUCGAAUGCUUGCAGAAGACCCCUCCUCCCGUGUUAAUAUUCUGUGAAAACAAAGCUGAUGUGGAUGACAUUCACGAGUAUCUUCUUCUGAAAGGAGUUGAAGCAGUGGCAAUUCAUGGAGGCAAGGAUCAAGAAGAGAGAGAAUAUGCCAUUUCGUCCUUCAAAGCAGGCAAGAAAGAUGUAUUGGUUGCAACAGAUGUUGCCUCGAAGGGUUUGGAUUUUCCUGACAUUCAGCACGUUAUUAAUUACGAUAUGCCUGCUGAAAUUGAGAACUAUGUCCAUAGGAUUGGACGAACAGGAAGAUGUGGGAAGACGGGAAUAGCAACAACAUUUAUUAACAAAAAUCAAAGUGAGACGACACUUCUCGAUUUGAAGCACCUGUUGCAAGAAGCAAAACAGAGGAUACCUCCAGUGCUGGCUGAGCUUAAUGAUCCAAUGGAAGAUGGGGAAGCAAUUACAAAUGCAAGUGGAGUGAAAGGUUGUGCAUAUUGUGGUGGGCUUGGCCAUCGCAUCCGCGAUUGCCCCAAGUUGGAGCAUCAGAAAAGUAUGCAAAUAGCUAGCUCUAGGAGGGAUUAUUUUGGUGGUGGGGGUUAUAGAGGAGAAAUCUGAUAUUUAUUGCUUUUACCUAUUUGAAUGCAAUAACACUCAGCACCAAUCUGAUAUCCAGAUUCUUUAUGCUUGUAGAUUGUAUAAGUUACUGUACAAAUUUGAUGUUUGUUUGUUAAUGGCACUAAAUGGUAUCGCGUCGUUGAACAGGUUGAUGUUCAACGGCAGUUGUGAACUGAAA